AACCAAGAACCCUUUUGUUGAUGACACAAACGAGAUCUCACAGUCUGGAUACAGCCGUGGUUCAAAAAGUUUUUCCCUCAUUACGAAAAGCUAACUGGAUCUCCUAAAACCGACCGUAAAGUUGAAAUUAAUGUUUUAGGACACCAGAUUGUACUUGUUUUCUUCUUCGCUGUUUGUCGCGAAGGCUCACGAAGUCACCGUGCAUAUGGCCUAGAGCAAGCUUGAAUUUUGGCGUCGGAAAGGUGGUGCUGAUCAGCAAUCAAUAAUCUACAAAGCGUGGCUCAUCAUCAUAAGAAAACACAUGUUGCACUCUGAAAUCUCCAUUGUGUUAAUGAAAGGCGGAUGAGGAUUCACGAGCCAAAAUUAGUUUCCACUGCAAUCUAAUCCACAAGGAACCACAAAAAUGGGUGUUAUGCGGGUUACUGGCCCGUUGAAACCGCAAGAUUCGCGAUGUGUCGUUUAUUUGGCAGACGGCCUUUUGAAAGGAAAAUACAAGAAAAACGCAGGCGGUUGUGGUGAUAAUUCCCACGAAAAGGACGUGAAUUCGGACGAUUUGGCUGAGGAAAACGAAGACAAUUUGAAACAAGCUGCAGAUUUUACAAGAGAGUGGACAGGUUCUUUGGAAGCUGGUGUAUUUAGUCCAGUAGAUAUAGAAGAAAGCAAAGAAGAUAAUAUUUCAUCUGGAUUUGAUACGAAUGCGCUUGUUUACGAGGAAGGAAACCGUUCUGGCUUUGGUGAGACAGCGAACAAAAUCGAAGAGAGUCUUGCAAAUCGAGUUAAUAAUAUUUUGAGCUCAUGUCGGACUACAGGAGGAAUAAACAGCGAGCGAUCUGCGAUAGGUUUUGAAGACCUUCAGAGAAUCGAAGGAAUCACAACUGAUAUCGAGGAGGAAAUUACUCGCAGCUAUAAGCAGAAAUCUCGAAUUAACUAUAUAGGUUUACAGUGUGAGAAAAUGAAGAGAACAACUAGGAGAAGAGUACCAGAAAUGAAAGUUCAAACUUGUGGCCGGGGAAGGCCUCGUAAGAAAUCAAAUGGGAAGAGAGGUGGCAGCGCCUGUGAUAAACAGUCACAGGAUGGGGGUGAUGGGGGCGAUGGCAGAUCUAACCGGGGUAGACAACAGAGAGGUGGUGGCCAAGGAAAUGGUUGUGGAGGGGGGAGAAGGCGAAGGGACGACGAUGAUAGAGAUGAUGAUAAUGAUGACGUAGAGGAUGACUUUGAUGAUAACAAUGAAGAUGACGAGGAAGAAGAAGAUGAACAAACAGGAACGGAAUCUGUAGCCGAUGAAACGGAGUUAAGUCCGGAGCAAGAAGCAGAAAUGGCCCAGGAGCUGCUUUCCCUCAUCCCACCAAAGAAUAUGAAUUGUGACCCCCCUGAAAAACCUGCCAAGCCAGGCACGGCUGUAAAUAUCCAUGGCGUUGUGCUGCAUGAAACAACCGGGGGGCUGGUGGUAUUAAAUGUCAGAUGGCGAAACAAGAUAUAUUCUGGUGCGCUGAUUGACGUCAGAAAGAGCAGAUGGGCGUCUGAAAGGAUAAAGCCGGACCCCUUUCCCGAAGGUGCAAAUCCAAAACCGGCCGACCUCAUCAAAAUGAACGGUAAGCGUAAGGGCAAGAAGUCAAGAUCGCCGGAAUUAGCCGAAAAAGAAGGCAAAGAAGGCGUAGACCUGAAUGGUGAACAGACAUUCAAGGAGCCAACUGGCGUUCCACUUGCCUUUAAAAGACCUUCAGAUGGGACGGAAAAUUCCGACACUGGUGUUAAGAAGAAAGCACGCCUCUCUCCACCGAUGAUUGAGUGCCCGGAACCGAAUUGUGGAAAGAAAUAUAGUCAUAAAAAUGGUCUCAAAUACCACCAAGCGCAUGCCCACCAGAAUAAGUCGGAAUCAGAGGACAUCAAGCCAGCGGUGACAAUCAGCACACAAAGAGCAUCAGCAUCCGACUCAGAGCCCACAUCAACAACAGUAAUGGCUCAACAGAAACCGUUGGUCGAUCAAAAACCUCUAAUUGGGCAGUUUGCAGACAUCAAAGGAAAACCAGUACUUGCACCAACAACCGAAAGCUGUAUGCCUGCCAUUACACCAAGCACAUUGCAAAUCGUUGCAUUGACUAAGGCUGGGGCGGAUUUAACCAAAACAGGCCUUAACCCCGUGGUUACCAUAAAGACGGAGGAAGAGAGUGCCGUUGACUCGAUCAGAGAUGUCAAAUUUGAAGAAUCUGAGAAAGUCAAGGAGGCUGUGCAAGAAGUGCCAAAGAUCAUGCUUGAGUCAUCAUCAGGUGAUGAGCCAACAGAGUUGACAGGGGUAAGUGAAGCGAACAGAAUGGAAAUGGCACGGCCCGAGUCUUUGUUUUCUGUUGGAAGCCAAGCAGGACUCGCCCCCUUUACUUCAAGAGUCAAUUACGCCCAGUUCAGCCCCACUUUAAACCCACUUAAUCCUCAAACUCUGAACAAUAGCCUAAGUAAUGCUCUGCAGACAGCCUCAUCAAAGUCUGGUGAGAAGUUCGAAUCGGAGCAAGAUAAGCGGUCUAAAGAAAGUGCAGACCUUGAAAGUAGCGAAUCUAGGGACGAAGUGCGUGCAAAGAUGCGCCUUGAGGAUAUCGCGCCAGAUUCAAUAGAUGCCAGUCUUCGUCGUUUUGUGUUCAGCAAAGAUGUGAAAAGUGAAGAUAUGGUACCUUCCUCGCCAGAUGAACCAGAUGCAACAGUUGAGCUGCUGCCCGGGAGCUUAGGACCGCAUUUGUUUCCAAAGGACACCAAGCCAGCUUUUGCUUUGCAACAGGCGUCCUCCCCCGGGCUCGCUGGUGACCAGUCUAGUUUCCAGGCUUCCCAUUUUUCAGUUUCACUCUACAACCAGCUUCGUCAAGGUCAUGCUUCUAGGUUGCUAAUGGGCGUAGAUUCUGUGACAGGAGACCUUGCCGAACCGUCUGAUAUUCAAAGAGCUAUAGAUCAGGUUGAUGUGCGACGCCAUGUCUCACCAAUUUUACUCAACUACCUCAACACAGGAUCAAGAGCUCGAGACAGUGCUGCCGAAGGCGAGGCAAACAAUGACGAGGUUUCCACAAGUGUCAAAUUGGAUGCCAAUGGAAGGCCAGUAAAGAAAGUCGAGGGUAAAGAAGCCUCUAGUCCUAGUUCGACGUCAUUGCUACCAAUUGGAGCAGGGGGACGAGUAGAUCAAAACCAGGCCCGCAGAGAUCGUGCUCAAGGAAAUACAAUCCAAAAACCGGAAUUUCUACAGCCUAACAUAAGUGCUGGUAGGCCCAUUGUAAAGCCAGCCUCCAAACCAGAGAGCAUUACAGGGGGCCUGAAGAUAGGGGGCAACGGAGCAAGCCGAUUUGGGCAGCAUGGGCAAUUUGCCGCUGAAAAGCAAGGUGAAGAUUGUAACCAAGAGAGCCAGUCUACAGGCGAAAGAGCUGUCACCCCAAAAAACCUUUCUCCGACAUCAUACGUCGACAAACAGAUGAUAGAAGCAAAAACUUGGGUGCCAAAGGAGGUCUAUUGGCAGCCUCCACAAAAGAAAACAAUAGGGCAGGAUAGACCUCAGUUUUCCCCGGGGAAGGAAAAAACUGGGAAGGACCAAGGUGCAACUGUGAGAAUGGGAUCGGAGGCAGACAAGAAAGUGGGAAGCCCAUACGACCAUGGAGCCGUUGCUGCGGAGUACAUGAAGAAGAUAGAGCAUGGUACGAGUCCGAGUCCGGUCGGGAAAAAGAAUAAACCGAAUCCUACGACACCAGUUCCUUAUCCAAGCACGGUUAUGACACCUUCAAGCUCGGAAACUGAUAGGAUAAAGCAACUUGAUCCUCAGCAAGAUAAUAGCCAAGACGUUCCAGAAAUAUCCCGCUUUACUUUAACAGGUGGCAGAUCAGUACCUAGCCCAGCGGAAUGCCGCGGGCGCCCUCGGAAAAUCCGCGUUGAGAAAACACAGCAGAUUCCAGUCGGAAGUGCAAAGGAUAUUGAAGGGUCACGUGGUGCUCCUGAGCACGGUUCGCGCAAACAGACAACAACUUGCAGUUACACACGUACAAGCGUAAUACAUUCAAUGAGUACUCCUCCAGAGGAGCUGCGAACUGUCACAUCUGUGAAGGAAGAGUACGUAUCUCCUGAUGGCAAAAGGAAAAGUCCCGCUGUACAGCAUGACCGGCUGGCCUAUGAGAAGAAAAUGAAGCAGGAUUUCAGAAAAGCGGAAGCCAAUCGAAUAUUUGAGGCUGAACGCGAGAAACUGAAGACUCGGCAUGUUGAAAGCCACUACGCAAAUGAAGUCAGAAACAUGCAGAUGAGGGCGCAGGAGCUGCAAGCACUUCCAAAAGGCGAGUUAGCCUUACGGGGCUCUGCAUCCCCCAGUUCAAGAUUUCCAGGCAUGUCUGCUUCGGCAUUGGACAAGGCUGAUCGACAUUCCAGGGAUAGGAUGGACACCAAGAGCAUUCCAGUGUCACCAGCAUAUGGCCAGGGUACGUCAUAUCCCUCUCAUCCAGCAUCUGAAAUCGAGAAGUUCCGACCUGAAUACCCACAGCAUGAUUUUCACAGGACACCAUUUGCUGGCUCUCUCCCUCCAGUAGAAGGCUAUCUGGGGAUGUCCACCUCGUAUGCUGGCAGUAGCUAUUAUGGUCAGCGGGUGGGGAUGUCCCAGGCAGAUGCAUUGGCGCAACAACGUUUUGAACAGUUGAUAUCGAAUUCUAUGGAACAGGAAAAGGCUUUUGCUAAAUAUUCGGCAGAGAAGAAUGAGCAGGCUUUAAAGCUAGCUGGAGAGCAAGGCAAACACCCACACGCAGAUAGGAUGAGACCGUCAAGCCGUGAUGGGCAUAGUCACCGACCUACGUUUUACCCAUCGCCACUAGGAUUCCAAACUAGGGAGCCAAGCAACCCAUCACGUAGCCCCAAAGGAAGCCCGUUAAGUUACAGACUUGGAGAUAUGCUGGCAGCCUCGAGAGGCCAACGACUCGAAAGCGAAAUUAUCCCCAAAGAUUCAAAAGCAGGGAUGGGCGAUGGUCGACGAGACAUACGCCGAGAAUUUGGCCACCCUUAUGGACCCCAGUUCUUUCAGCCCUCAUACCAAUAUUCAGGACUCACGUCCAAUAAACCUUUCUCACAAAGGAUGAGUGAGCAGCGAAGCCCAUAUAAACACCCGUCUGAGAUGGAGAAGGGGCGAUACCCAUCACACUCAAGCAGCCAAGCACAUAGCGGUCCAGGAGGUAUGCUGUCUGCGAACCUCGUGUUGACUAAAGCGGAUAGCCUUGGCUACGGAUCGGUUCAUUAUGACAGUCGAAAUCCCGAUAAAAAAUGAAAAUCCUCUCGAAAUGCGAUUCUUUGGAUUUCUCCUUAAGCAUUUUACAAUGACAAGCUAAAUUGGUGACAUCAUUUGAGUAGAAUUUUUUGGCUCGCCUUUUUGACAUAUAGAGCACCUCGUUCUACUAGGAGAUCUCACCAUUAUCGAAUGUAUUAUUUGAAUCUUAACUUCGCAAAGGUUUCUAAAUGUAACCCUGUAAUGUUGCCGCUAGAGAGACCUAGAAAAUCGAGUCCUAUGCGACGUAUCAAAUGCGACGCUAAAUGUUUUCCCCUCCUACCGACAAAUCGUCGAAACCUUUACUGACAAAUGUGCUAUGUGUUCCUCUGUUGCGGUAACAAGAUUUUUUUCUCUUGUCAUUUGUGACAGCAAAAGUGUCAGUUUUCAAGACAGGGCAGCAAUGCGAGAUUCUAUUCUGAAGAGAUGCAUUGCGAGAUUCCACGCCACACGAGUGUAUUGCGAGAAUCCACGCUACACGGAUGCAUUGCGAGAUUCCACGGUACACGGAUGCAUUGUGAAGACGAUAUCUUUUAGCUUACAGCGGUUUUGUUUUGUUUUGUUUGGUAUAUUGAGAAACGAUUUUGUAAUUAUUGUGCAAGUAGGUUGAAUCAGCUGGAGUAAAAAUUGUAAUGAAUUUGUGUAAACAUGAUUACUUGCAGUGGCAGACACCAGGGGGGCCAGGGGGUAGACCGCCCACCAAUACUUUAGAGGACAAUGGUCUUUUGUUCUAAACAAUGGGAAAUGUGACGCCAUCUUAUUAAAACAAUAGGCUUGCCCCCCAUAUUUGAUCAAAUGUCUGCCCCUGGUAACUGGCCAUUGAAGUACGAUUUUAAAUACUUUUUCACUUAUCCAGAAAGAAUCAUUAAACCUUCCUGCCGUUAUGCCAUUAAACUGUUUGGCAUGAUAUCCUGCUAUAUUUGAAUAGGGCUUGACCUGUGUUAAGAAAUAACUGGAAAUUUAUAAAUUCAUAAAUUCUGGUCAUUUUCAUGAAUAUUCAUGUUGUGUAUUCACACGAUAUAUAAUUUUAAUACACGAGUUUCCACUCUAAGAGCUUGCACCCUUGAUCCUAGGACUUAAGAUUUCUACCAAUGCAAAUAAUUAAAUUCAAGUUUGUCAGUAUUGUUUUUUGGAUGUUGUUUUAAAAAUGCUGAUUGUUGGCUGAAAUGUCACAAAUGUAAAUACUACUUUUCCAUAAAAAGAAAACAUUGUGGGUUCUGCUUGAGACAGAAUGCUGGAGCUAUGUUGAGACGACCGGUUAAGUUCGUCGAGAGAAUUUGCAGUUGUUUUAACCAAUGAAUAAACUUAGCAUCUACUGAGCGCAUUUCAAUUUGUAAAUACCGUUUACCGCCCAACCAUCUAUAAUAAAAGACGACAACAAUUUUGUUUCAUUUAGCUGGAGGUGUGUUGUCCUGGUUUUGUUAAUUUUUACUCAAAUUAUUGAAAAUAUGUGCGUUAAAGGCCUCGUGUAAUUUUUGCUUUUAUGUUUUCUUAGUUUUAUUAACUUCAAGAAGUGAAUUUCGAAAUUGGGAAAUAAA
Molecule: messenger RNA, 6801 nt
Organism: Rhopilema esculentum
Lineage: Eukaryota; Metazoa; Cnidaria; Scyphozoa; Rhizostomeae; Rhizostomatidae
Biological process (GO): regulation of transcription by RNA polymerase II
Cellular component (GO): nucleus
Source: RefSeq, a predicted model, not a curated record